GCGGCGAGAACCUCAAGACACGGGAAGGCCCUCUCAACUUCGUCUACCAGAUCCACGAUGCCCGUGUCCCCACCAUCAGUGCGUACGAGGCCAUGACGAACCCAGAAGCCCUACUUACACUUCAACGGGUAGCCGAAUACAUCGUACACAACUACGCCCAGCUCGAGGAGGUGGCCCUAGCGGCACUUGCGUUCUUACGCGGAUCAUCACCGCAGCUUGCACGCGCCAUCGAGACCGACCGCUCCAAUUACUUCGAGAGCAUCGCCAACAGCGCAAAGGACGCCUACAUCAACGACGACUCCAGAAGGACAUGGGCUGACUUCCAGAGGUUCCUGAGGUGCGGAGCCAUCGCAGAGCACUCGAAGAUCAUGGUCCCGCCUGACGUCGCCGACAAGUGCAACCACCUCGCCAACUACGCAGCCACCAUCAGAACGCUGUACGACACACCGCUCCACAUCAUCAUCACUGAAGAAGAGACGAAGCGCCAGUUCACGCAGGCGAAGGAAGGAAGGGGCGGGGGCCCUGAUAACCUCCUCGAUGAGUACUGCAAGAUCGCGCCGGACGAGAUGACCAUAAUCGACCACCCACUCCUGGGAAGGGCGCAGCUGGCGACGGAGCUCCACGACUUGCUGCGCGACAUCAAUAUUCUCGAACCAUUCCUGCCCGCACUACAGAUGGCCAUGGAAG
This is a messenger RNA of Prorocentrum cordatum, 687 nucleotides long. The record is from the annotation of a GenBank genome assembly. Lineage: Eukaryota; Dinophyceae; Prorocentrales; Prorocentraceae.